AUGCCAUACCAAAAUGGUUUCGAUUCAUACUCUAAAGAUCCACCAAGUGAAAUCGAAGAGUUCAAUUCCUCAAUGAGAUGGGCAGUAGCAGGCUCAAUUGUUUUAGGAUUGGUGACAACGGUGGCAUUAGUAGCUAUUAUAUAUGCCAUCAUCGACUGCUUGAAGAAAACAGGAAGUGCAAUUCCAGCUUACGCCCGGAUUGCCACCAAUGAGAUUGUUGGUAAAGCAACAAUGCCAGAAGGCCCAAAUCCUUUAUCUGAGCAGCAUGUGGCAAUCGCUGUGGAACCCGAAUUCCCAGUGAUUCCAGACUCACAGGUUGAAUUUGCAACCAUGGAGAGAUUCCUUAGUGCCUAUGGAGUGGUCUUCAAAGGAAACUUCCCAAAUGGAAUACAAGUAGCUGUUAAAGUUCUGACAAAUCAUUCAAAUAAGAAACUUGAAGAGCAGUUCAUGGCAGAAUGGCUCCCUAGAUGGAUAUGGGAUAUGUACAGAAAUAGCGAACUGCCUAUCAUGCUGUCACUCUGUGGGAUUGAAGAAAAGGACAGAGAAAAGGCAAGGAGGAUGUCAAUUGUGGCUCUCUUGUGCAUUCAACAUUCACCAGAUGCUAGACCUCUAAUGAGUGAUGUGGUUAAGAUGUUGGAGGGAAACAUGGAAAUAAUCAUGCAGCCUGAAAAUCCAUUUGAGUAUCUGGAAUCAACCCAGCCGAAUUACGCUCUUAAUAUGGGAAGCAGUGAAGACUUGAGUACAUCUACAUCAACAACAAAUCCUUCCCAACAAUCUCAUUGUAAACCUAAUAUGAAUGGAAGGUUUGAAAUUGAGUUAGCUAGCAAAUGUUAG
Molecule: messenger RNA, 834 nt
Organism: Dovyalis caffra
Lineage: Eukaryota; Viridiplantae; Streptophyta; Magnoliopsida; Malpighiales; Salicaceae
Source: the annotation of a GenBank genome assembly